ACGCCCUACUGCCCGCCCAUUGGCCACCCCACCAAAUCCCCGCCUAUAUAGUUCACCAUUGGCCCGGUUCACUGUAGUGGCACGCCUACUACAGUGCCCCCGCCCCGCGGUCCCUCCCUCUGUUCACUCCGCAGGUCCCCGCUGCCAUGGACGGGCGGGGAGGCGGCAGCGGCUGCAGCGCUGCGGGGAUGAGGGGAGUGGAGGCGACUGCGACACCCGAUGAGCAACAGCCCCGAGGCGCGGGGAGGAGAGGCACCCGCAGCCCCUGCAGCUCGGCGGGCACUCCGGGCACCGGCAAGGGCAGCCCGAAUGGGGAGUGCAGGCGGGAGCCCUUCGAGGCGCCGCCCCGGGAGCACAAGGUGUCCUUCUCCACCGAGCCUCCGCGGGGGUCCUCCCCGGGCAAGGACACCGAAGAUGGCGAGGCCGGCGAAGGAGAACUCCGGACUGGCUUCAUGCACCGCCAGCUCUCUGCCAUGCUCCAGCCCGGGGUCAACAAGUUCUCUCUCCGGAUGUUUGGAAGCCAGAAGGCGGUGGAGAGGGAGCAGGAGAGGGUGAAAUCCGCGGGGGCCUGGAUCAUACACCCGUACAGUGACUUCAGAUUUUACUGGGACUUCACAAUGCUGCUUUUCAUGGUGGGUAACCUAAUAAUCAUCCCUGUGGGAAUCACUUUCUUCAAGGACGAGACGACCACGCCGUGGAUCGUAUUUAAUGUGGUGUCAGACACCUUCUUUCUUAUGGAUUUGGUUCUGAACUUCCGCACAGGGAUUGUGUUUGAGGACAACACUGAGAUCAUCUUGGAUCCACAGAAGAUUAAACGCAAGUAUUUGCGCACGUGGUUUGUGGUGGACUUUGUGUCCUCCAUUCCUGUGGACUACAUAUUUCUCAUUGUAGAAAAGGGCAUUGACUCUGAAGUAUACAAGACAGCCCGUGCUCUACGGAUUGUAAGGUUCACCAAGAUCCUCAGUCUGCUUAGGUUACUUCGACUCUCCAGGCUUAUCCGCUAUAUUCAUCAAUGGGAAGAGAUUUUCCACAUGACCUAUGACUUGGCCAGCGCAGUGAUGAGGAUUUUUAACUUGAUUGCUAUGAUGCUGCUGUUGUGUCACUGGGAUGGAUGCCUUCAGUUUCUUGUGCCCAUGCUUCAAGAAUUCCCUAGUAAUUGUUGGGUGUCCAUCAACAAGAUGGUGAAUGACUCGUGGAGUGAGUUGUACUCCUUCGCCCUUUUCAAGGCAAUGAGCCACAUGCUGUGUAUCGGUUAUGGGCGCCAAGCUCCUGAGAGCAUGACUGACAUUUGGCUCACCAUGUUGAGCAUGAUCGUGGGUGCUACGUGCUAUGCCAUGUUUAUUGGACAUGCCACUGCCCUCAUCCAGUCACUGGACUCAUCUCGAAGACAAUACCAAGAGAAGUACAAGCAAGUUGAGCAGUACAUGUCUUUCCAUAAACUGCCAGCUGAUUUUCGCCAAAGGAUCCAUGAUUACUACGAGCAUCGCUACCAGGGAAAAAUGUUUGAUGAGGACAGCAUCUUGGAGGAGCUAAAUGAGCCACUCAGGGAGGAGAUAGUGAAUUUUAAUUGCCGGAAACUGGUAGCAUCUAUGCCACUCUUUGCCAAUGCCGACCCCUGCUUUGUGACUGCAAUGCUGACCAAGCUGAAGUUUGAGGUUUUCCAACCCACAGACUACAUUAUUCGUGAAGGAACCAUUGGCAAGAAGAUGUACUUCAUCCAGCAUGGUGUGGUUAGUGUACUGACCAAGGGAAACAAGGAGGUCAAGUUGUCGGAUGGCUCUUACUUCGGAGAGAUCUGCCUGCUGACACGGGGACGUCGCACUGCCAGUGUCCGUGCGGAUACAUACUGCCGUCUGUACUCCCUCUCUGUGGACCACUUCAAUGAGGUGUUGGAGGAGUAUCCCAUGAUGAGGCGUGCAUUUGAGACCGUUGCCAUAGACAGACUUGAUAGAAUAGGGAAGAAGAAUUCCAUCCUAAUGCACAAGGUUCAGCACGACUUGAACUCAGGUGUCUUCAACAACCAAGAAAAUGAAAUCAUCCAGGAGAUUGUGAAGUAUGAUCGAGAGAUGGUGCAGCAGGCUGAGCUCCACCAGCUGAGUGGUGGAAUGUAUGCCACCUGCAAUCCACCUUCUCCACAACCCCAGGUCACAUCGGCUAUAGCAACUUUGCAGCAGGCCGUGGCCAUGAGCUUUUGUCCCCCAAUGGCUAGCCCCUUAGUGGGGUCCCCUCGCAUCAUGAGACGGUUCCAAUAUGCCCAAGGAGGGCCUGGAGCCUUUUCUGUAUCCCCUGCCCUUUUCCAGCCACCGCUACAGCUCUUACAGCACCAUCCACCCCCUCAUCAAGGGCCACCACACCGGCAAUCUGCUAUCAUGCCCAGUCCUCCAAACCAAUCACCACGAGUGUCUCAGAACUUUGCCUACUCUGCCAAACGUCAAACAGGCUCUCAACUCUCUCUCACGCAUUCUGCGGCUUCUGUCUCUCCACAGCGUCUCUCUGUACACAAGAGCACCCACUCCCUGCACUCUGGCACACUCACACGUGAGUCUCGCCCUCUCUCUGCUUCACAGCCCUCGCUGCCUCAGGGGGCAUCACAGCUCCGCAGUCCACCAGCUCCCCCUCCAACAUCUGGCAGCUUAACCUCCCCAGUGGCCAAGGGAGGCUUAGGGCCACAGGUUGGCCCAAGGGUACCGGCCCCUGCAAGACUUGCCCUUUCCCACCAGUUGUCCUCUUCUGGCACAGUUGGUGGUGUCUCGGACUCUGGAUUGGGAACAGCAUUGGGAGGCAGGAAGGAUUCUGUGGUCAGCGCCCCUGAUACUGAUCCAGUAAGUGGGAGGCUCUCUGCAAACUUGUGACCGAGUGAGAACAGUUAACCCUACCUAUUUGCGGAGGUACUGGGUGGUGCACAACUAUUAAGCGAGAAAGUAAAACAUGCCCUAGCCUGCUCUGGCCCUGUGCAACUUUAUUAAUGUCUCUACUGCAUGACGAAGAGCUUCUAUUUUUGGCAGUGGAGACUUUAAUAUGUGAAAACUGCAGAGGAAUUAGUUAAGUCAGUAAAUGUCACCUCUGAAAGCACUGCCAUAUUUUCCUACUCUUGUAAACAGUGGAGUUAUGUGGCAUUGUUCCAUGUCAGAGGUCUGGGGAGAGCUCUGCAUGACGUGCAAAUCUUCAGUUAAGUUUUACUGAGGUGGCCAUUAGGGAAGAGACUGCUAACUGCUAAUGAGUUUUUGGUUAACAAAAAUCCACAAAUCAAAAACUCUGGCUGUUGCCUGAUUGAUAGAUCCUCACUCUGAGAACAAAAAUUUUAAAAGCCACAAGUUUGUUACUUCUCUAAAUCCCAAAAUGCAUUAAGCCAAUUGUUCCGUGCAAACUGCAGGCAGUUUGCCAAUGCUACAGUCCCCAGGACUACAGCAAUCCAGUGACAGUGUCACAUAUGGAUGUCAUGUCAAGCACCUAUAUUUAUAUGAUCAUGCAUAAGCAGUUUUGUUUAUUAUCAUGUCUGUUUAAAGGGGUGACUUUUUUUCUUUUUGUAAUAUCACAGUUAUAAUCAGUAGUUUUGCACAGUCAAUGCCCUCUCUCAUUUUAAUGUGUUAACCACCAAAUGGCUAUAGAUCUACUAGGAACAGGAACUGCAAGUCCUAGGGACAACUCUUAUACUGAUAACUGUCUUCACAGCAGCAAUUCUGCAGGUGGCUGGUGUGGUGUUAGAUGUAUCCUUUCAGCAAUAAUGCAGCCACUUUCUAGAAUUGAUUGCCAAUUAUACUGUGUAACUCUUCAAAGGGUUAAACAGUAUGAUUGAUGAGGCUGUGUUUACAUUUAAAUGGAAAAAUAGAUUAACAAGAACAGCCAAAUAUACACUGGUAGCCAAUAAUAACAAGCAUGUAAUGUUUCUGCAGCUACUAGUAUACAAAACACUCCUUGCUAAACUGUGGCACACAGCAGCCCUUCACCUCUCCUGGGCACGGCCGUGAUCAUGGAACUACCAAAUCCGUCGCACCAAAGGACCUGUGUGUGUUUACUUAUUAACAAUAUAAAGCUUUUUUUUUUCUUUUUUCUCACUGCUGUUUGUCCAUUUCAUGGAUUGUAUUUUAGAAAGCCAUAUUGUGUAUAUCACAGCUGUAUAUUAAGAUAUAUAUAUACCUGUAUAAUCUGUACACUAUACAUCCUGUUAUAAAACAGGAAUGGGGUUGAGUGACUAUCUUAUAGAUGUAGAGUCUUAGAAGCCACGUCAAGACUUCACUUGCAUUGAUAGAGGAAUGCGGCAGCAAAGCGCAUUUUAGGCUCAAUCCUGUGUGAUUUAUCUGAGGUGUGGUUCUAUUAGGUUAAAGACCAUAUGCCAUGUGAUUGCAGUAAGUAAAGAAAGGAAAAAGACUAUCCAACCUGCCUGGUACCACUUGAAAUAUGGUCAAAUGGAAAUGCAGUACAGUAUGCAGAUUUUCUUUUUGUCCUGUGUUCAAGGUAGAGCAUUGUGGUAUCAGUCAGGGAUAGGCAUGUCACAUGAUGAGUUCACAUCCUAUCUAAGGUUCACCUCUGUUCUCGCUAUGCCCUGUUAUCACCAGUCUCCAUCAAUAAUGAGGUGUCCAUUUUCCCAAGUAAUAAUGAUCUGCAUAAACAUCUGCAUUUUCCAUGUAGCUUUAAUAUAGUCCGCUGCAUGAGGCAACACCACAGGUAAACUGCAACGUGAAUGAGCCCUUGGGCAGUGGAGAAAAUCCUAGCAAGGGGCAGUCCCAUCUGAAGUAGCACCUUCUGUUCUCAUGAUUUUAUCAGCUGCAAAAACCCAUUCUGCGCGGUACACUGGCUUGUGGCUUUAACUGUGACAGAAUAUAGCCGUUACUACUUCAGCAUUUUGUGUCAACAUCAUAUAGUGGAAAGAUAAACUACUACUACAUUCCAUGUCGUCUCUAAAUUCAAGAUUUUUGAAAACAUACAAAGCUUGUGAAAGGGUUGGCUGGGCAGAUGAUUUAUAUGCUGUAUGUUUUUAGUGGGACUGCCCCUGUAGGAUAAUACAUAUAAUGCAAUUUUAUUUCAUUGAAGUGUCCCCAUCCCUAGGAGGAAAAACCCCCCACAAAAUUUAUAUUAUUUGGGGUAGGAGUUGCCCUCUCUACUCCAUGGUGGCAGUGCCACCAUCUGUGGCUGGCAGUGUCACUAAUGAAUGUAUUUUGGAGACAAGGGGGAGGGUUAAUAUGAGAACGCUGGCUCUCUUGUCUCUUCAGAAGCUGCACUUUACUAAGCAAAUGAUUCCAGCUUCACUGUGUGUGCAAUAAACAGAUGUUUCUGAA
Molecule: messenger RNA, 5276 nt
Organism: Pseudophryne corroboree (corroboree frog)
Lineage: Eukaryota; Metazoa; Chordata; Amphibia; Anura; Myobatrachidae
Gene: HCN2
Product: hyperpolarization activated cyclic nucleotide gated potassium and sodium channel 2
Exons: 8
Coding region: 147-2852 (901 amino acids)
Biological process (GO): regulation of membrane depolarization; potassium ion transmembrane transport; sodium ion transmembrane transport
Cellular component (GO): membrane; axon; dendrite
Molecular function (GO): voltage-gated potassium channel activity
Source: RefSeq, a predicted model, not a curated record